Messenger RNA from Bactrocera oleae (olive fruit fly), 4626 nucleotides. The record is from RefSeq and is a predicted model, not a curated record. NCBI's taxonomy places the organism in Eukaryota, Metazoa, Arthropoda, Insecta, Diptera, Tephritidae.
UUGUAAUUACAGCAGCGUAAGCUGUCACCGACAUGGGCAGUGAGCACUACUGCUUGAGGUGGAACAAUCAUCAAUCCAACCUGUUAGGGGUGUUUAGUCAAUUACUACAGGACGAGAGUCUGGUGGACGUCACAUUAGCUUGUUCAGAGGGCGCCCUCAUCAAAGCCCAUAAGGUGGUCCUCUCGGCCUGUUCUUCGUAUUUCCAGAGCCUUUUUCUGGACCACCCCGAAAAACAUCCAAUUGUGAUAUUGAAGGACGUCCGCUUAGCCGAACUGAAAACAUUAGUCGAAUUCAUGUACAAGGGCGAAGUUAACGUGCAAUAUUGUCAGUUGUCGGCUUUGCUCAAAACGGCCGAGUCGUUAAAAGUUAAGGGCUUAGCAGAGAUGACAAAUCAGAAUACAACACUGAGAGAGCCAGAACGUGAACCGGAUCGCUUGAGACCGCAUUCGCAACCUAUUAAAAGCACUUGUGACAGUCCCGUCGAUACAGCGCUAACGAGCGCGUCCAAUACAUCGUUAGCCACCUCAGCCGCAAACUUAGCCACAUCAGCCGCUUCGUCGCCAGCCGCCGUAGCUGCCACAGCCUCAACAAACGCCACCGCGAACGCAACAACAGCGCCAGCUACUACGACGCCAGUCAGCACCGCAGCUGCCGUUGUUGCUGCAGCUGCAGCAGCCGUUGCAGCGGCCACUCAGCAACAACAACAAGCUGCCACAGCGUCUGCCUCCACAUCAACGACGUCCACGUCAAGCACAAGUGCCGGCAGCAGCGCCGGUUCCGCAACCACGGCGUCUACAGCGCAGAAACGUGACGCUAGCGGUGAACGCGGCGGCGGUAGUCCGUCGUCAGCGCCACCCACAAAGCGUCAACAAAUGUCACCCGAACGCGACUCUUCACCGCUGCCGCUUGAUCUCUACCAGGGGCGCAGCGUCGGUGAAGCCGCAACACUUGGACAGGAUGGUGGCGCGUGCGCCACUAGCGAAGAACGCGAUGCGACGACGCAUGCCAUUAGCAAAAAUAACAACAAUAGCAGCAGCAAUAAGAAUACGACGAGCAGCGGUGGCGGCAUUGCCAGCGGGACUAGCACGCAAACGGCGCAUCACAACAACGGCAAUGGUGACAACAAGUCGCGGCGACGCGAUGACUCAGACGAUGAAGAUGACGACGAGCCGCAUCAUGGCAUUGCAGCAAUGGAUUCGCCGCCCGCACGACCGGGCUCAUGCAGUGUGCUGGAUGUGGUGGAAAAAAUCGAAGAGCCCGACAGUUACGACGAAGAAAUGGAUCUAGACGAUGAUGUUGAGGAUAAUAGUUCGAACGAUGCUAUGGGUUUGAACAUGAAAAUCGGUGCAGCCAUCAGUCACACUGCAGCUGCGCUGGCUUUACCCUCACCGUUGGGUGGCGGCAGUGGCGGCGGCGGCGGUGAUCCAGAAUCAGCGCGCUCAACACCCGCUGCUGCAACCAGCUCAACAUCGUGCGGCGGUCUCAUACUCGCUUCGGAUCUCACACACCAGCAACAGCGUGCAACUUCGCGCAGUCCACGCGAUGCGGCGAACAUUGAGCGACCCGGCAGUAGUGGCGUUUGCGGUUUGGCCUCCACGUCAGCGGGCAUGAGUCCCAGCUCUUCAGCAGCAGCAGCCGCAGCGGGCAGUGAUGCGCUGGCGGGCACGUCCGGUCUGGGGCCAGUGCAAUCGGUGCCGCUGUCACUCAAGAAGGAGAUCGAUUGCAGCGAGGAUGACAACAGCAACAGCCGUCACAUGCAUCAGCCGCGUUCAGCGUCGGCAGGCGGUGGCUUGGGCGGUGAUUUGGACUAUCGCCUGACCACACAUGAGUCGUUCUUGCGCCACUUCAGUUCGCCGUUUGGCGCUAUGGGCAAUAGCAGUAGCGCCGCUGUGGCAGCCGCCCACUGUCCAGCACCGUUCGCCCUUCCAUUCACACCAUUCGGUCUGAGUUUGUUCGAUAUAGAUCCGUCCAGAAUUUUGGGUAUGCUGCAACAUCAGACUUGGCUGGCCGAAGAAGCUUUGAAAAGUCACAACUUGUUAAACACACCUAAGGACUUUGCCCACCGUUUCAAUCCUGUCGGUGAUUUGUUCGCCAAGGAUUUCCAUCCGAAUCAUGCGCAUGCCAACACUGCCGAUUUGCUUGCUGGCGUAACAGUGCCCAAUAAUAGGGCGAGCACUGUUAGUCCAGUUAAGCAAACCACAUCACCGCAACAACAAAAACAAGCCGAUCGUAAUGCAAUGGUGCAACAGCAACAACCACAGUACAAAACGCAAAUUCAUCACCAACAGCAGCAACAACAACCGCAACAACAACAACAAACAUUCAAUGUGCGCUAUCCCUCACCGGCGGCAUUUUUUCAUCGUCAACAGCAGCAGCAACAACAACAACAUUUAAAGCAAAUGUCGAGCCGUCAAGGCACACCGUCACCACAUGCUACCGCCCCCUCAACACAAACGAAAGCGGAUAACACAGCCAUAACCCACACGGUCUCAACUGAUGAUGAUGACGUCGUCAUCGAACUCACAACCACACACGACGAAGCACGCGACAGUGGCCGCGAAAGCGCUGCACACACACCGAACAACAGCAGCGCUGGCACAUCGAGUGGACUUGGCACUUCGGCCAGCGCUACUAGCAGUGGUGCACUCAGCAACGCCUGCUCACCGCUACUCUACAAAGAGUCACUUGAACAAUUGUUGCAACGUCGUCGCUCCGGCUCCUCUCUUGGUGGCGUCAGCGACAGUCUACGUUCGUACACACAACUGUUGUUCUCCUCGAGCACACCCGGUUGCACCGACACGUCCAGCUGCAAGGAGAAAAGCUCCUCAUCUUCUACCUCAUCAACACCACCACCCACCUCAGCGCUGUUGGCGCAACAUCAGUUGCUCACGCAACGAUUAAAUAGCCCAUCGGAGACGUCAUCGCUAUUUGGUGAGCCACCCAUCGAAGAGGAGACACGUUGCGUCGUCUGCAAUGCACACUUUCCGAAUGUGUGGCUAUUGGAGCAGCAUGCCGCACUCCAGCAUCCACACAUCGGUCCGGGUGAAGAGAAACCGUUCAUUUGCGAGCAAUGCGGUCAGUCGUAUCGUUAUCGUUCGGCUUAUGCUAAGCAUAAGGAACAGAAUCAUCGCGCUCGCUUGCCGGCCGACAAGCUCUUCACGUGCGAUGUCUGUGGCAUGCAAUUCCGUUAUUUAAAAUCGUUUAAAAAGCAUCGCCUCAAUCACGCGCUGGAGCGCUUGCACGGCAAGAAGAGCGUGAUUGGCAAGCACUGUAUAACUCCGUUGCAUAUGUUGGGCGAACAGGAUGUAGUGACCAGUUCACAGGAGCCGAUGUUGCCCGAUGAGGGUGGUGAGGAUUUGCGCAUUAAUGUCAAGCGUGAACAGGACGAUGAUGAACGUGAGCAGCGUGAACGCGAAGAUCAGGACUGUACCAUCGAUUCGGCUGGUAUGAUUAACAACAAUUCAGCAGCUUUGGCUACCACCAGUGUGGCAGAGGCAAACAUAAGCAGUUCAGAUGGAAUUCAUAGUACAAAUAAGGGGCCACGCCUUCUUACAACUUCACAAAUGGAAACGGAUCCCUCCUAUCAUCAUUUGCAACGCCACCCACAGCAUCAACAUGCCCAUCCACAUCACCAUCAACAGCAGGCAACUCAACAACCGUUGCCACCACAUUUGCACAGCGGUGUUGCUGGCUCAUCACUGCCACCACAUCAACACGCACAUCCACAUCCGCAUGCGGCUCUACCGCACUCACAUCAUCCACAUGCGCAUGCGCAUCACGCUGCUGCAUCGUCAUUGAACUCGUUGAACUCAUUGAACUCCAUUACGUCGUUGAUCAAUGCCGAACGCAUACCGAACGAACAAUUCCUGGGCCUUAAUCCGCAAGAGGCUUCAAUACUCAAUUUCUUGCGUGUAGACGCAGCCGAACGGCAACGGGACAAACGCCCACAAACCUCACGUUUCGCCUGCCCCUUCUGCGGCAAGUGUGUACGCUCCAAGGAGAAUCUAAAGUUGCACGUACGCAAACAUACCGGCGAACGACCAUUCGUGUGCCUCUUCUGUGGACGCGCUUUCGGCGGAAAAUCGGACCUUACACGCCAUCUGCGCAUACACACCGGCGAACGGCCGUAUCACUGCGAAUCGUGUGGCAAGUGUUUUGCACGCGCCGACUACCUAUCGAAACAUCUAACCACACACAUACACAAUGCACCACGCUGAGAUGAGGUGCGAAGGAGACAACGACUCCUUCGCAGAUAAUAGAAUGAACAGCCGACGACGGAACUUUGGUCGGAGCGUUGUUGGUGGCGCUGGUGGUGUUGCUUCUUGGCGGCCAAUGCGACGACGGCGGAGAACGGUUCAAUGCAGAAUGAGGCGAGAAAUGUGGAAAACAACAACAACAAUGUUCAACAUUAAAAACAGUAAAAAAUAGUUAUGAAAGGUUAUAAUAUAAGAAACACAGGAUAAAUUAUCGAUUAUACAAAUUAUCGAUAAAUAUAAUCGAUAAACGGUCGAUAAAUAUAUUCGAUAAAUUAUCGAUAAUUAGAAAAGUGUUCGCAGAAAUUUGCAUGUAAAUAUGAGGCACUGGAUUGCCGUUAACAACAAAUAUAACAAGACGUGAGAAGAGUUA